This is a messenger RNA of Perognathus longimembris pacificus (Pacific pocket mouse), 4868 nucleotides long. RefSeq names its product ATP-dependent translocase ABCB1-like. NCBI's taxonomy places the organism in Eukaryota, Metazoa, Chordata, Mammalia, Rodentia, Heteromyidae. Gene Ontology annotation, biological process: transmembrane transport. Gene Ontology annotation, cellular component: membrane. Bases 573 to 4388 code for a protein of 1271 amino acids. The transcript has 29 exons. The record is from RefSeq and is a predicted model, not a curated record. Gene Ontology annotation, molecular function: ATP binding; ATP hydrolysis activity; ABC-type transporter activity.
AACUCUGACUGUCUCCUAGUAAUACUAAAAUCCCCAAAACAAUUUCUUCAAGUUUUUUUUUCUUUCUCAGUUGAUCUCCAAGAUAUCUUCUAUGUCGGCAAAAGAUCACAUAUGUCUUUCAUGUUCUUGAGGCAUAGUCAGAUAAAGCUUAUUGUAAGAAAGCUUAUUGUAUUUUUGUUCUCCACCCAUAGAGAUCCUUGGAUUUUCACAGUUCAAUGGCUCCCAAGUUGCCUGCCUUAGAUCACGAAGCUCCUCCUUCUGCACUGGAGGAAACAUUUCUUCCACUAUUUUGGGUAGUAUCAGUGCUAUUUGUCUGUGAAGUCAGACAGAAUAAGCAGUACAUUUGUGUUCAGACUCUCAAAAUACCUACAGGAUUGGAAUCAUUUUUCUCUCUAAGCACUUCCCUCAACAAUCAUCCAGAUAAAAGGAAGCUGAGGCUCAUUUGAGCAGCAGCUUUCCCAGCUCACAGAAGCACAUCCACUGCUCUUAUCUGCGGGCUGCUUCUACUGAACCCCAAGUCUCUUCCCAAAUCCUCCUCUUGGCCGACUUCCCAAAGAAAAUCUGAGGUCCCCAUGGAUCCAGAAGAACAUCGCGAUGGAGAAGGGAAGAACUCGAAGCUCAACAAAAAAAGUAAGAAGAAGGAAAAAAAACCAACUGUCAGUACACUUACAAUGUUUCGCUAUGCAGGUUGGCUCGACAGGCUGUACAUGGUCCUGGGAACUUUGGCUGCUGUUAUCCAUGGAGCUGCACUCCCAGUCAUGAUGCUGGUAUUUGGAGACAUGACAGAUAGCUUUGCAGAUGCAGGAAAUAGUUUACCAGACAACAUUACUGAAGAUCUAUUCAACAAAACUGAGAUUCUGGAGAAACUGGAAGAAGACAUGACCACGUAUGCCUAUUAUUACACUGGAAUUGGUGCUGGUGUGCUUGUUGCUGCAUACAUUCAGGUGUCAUUUUGGUGCCUGUCAGCUGGAAGACAAAUUAACAAAAUUAGGAAAGAGUUUUUUCAUGCUAUAAUGAAGCAGGAGAUAGGCUGGUUUGAUGUGCAUGACGUGGGAGAGCUUAACACCCGGCUCACAGAUGAUGUCUCCAAAAUUAAUGAUGGAAUUGGUGACAAAAUUGGAAUGUUCUUUCAAGCAAUGGCAACAUUUUUUGCUGGUUUUAUAGUAGGAUUUACACGUGGCUGGAAGCUAACCCUUGUGAUUUUGGCCAUCAGCCCUGUUCUUGGACUGUCAGCUGCUCUCUGGGCAAAGAUAUUAUCUUCAUUUACUGAUAAAGAACUCUUGGCAUAUGCAAAAGCUGGGGCAGUAGCUGAAGAAGUCUUAGCAGCCAUUAGAACUGUUAUUGCCUUUGGAGGACAAAAAAAAGAACUUGAAAGGUACAAUAAGAAUUUAGAAGAUGCUAAAAGAAUUGGGAUAAGGAAAGCUAUCACAGCCAACAUUUCCAUUGGUGCUGCUUUCCUGCUGAUCUAUGCAUCCUAUGCUCUGGCUUUCUGGUAUGGGACUACAUUGGUCCUCUCCGGUGAAUAUUCUAUUGGACAAGUGCUCACUGUCUUCUUUUCUGUAUUAAUUGGGGCAUUUAGUGUUGGACAGGCAACUCCAAACAUUGAAGCAUUUGCAAAUGCCAGAGGAGCAGCUUAUGAAGUCUUCAAGAUCAUUGAUAAUAAGCCAAGCAUUGACAGCUUCUCAACAAGUGGACACAAACCAGAUAAUAUCAAGGGAAAUCUGGAAUUCAGAAAUAUUCAUUUCAGUUACCCAUCUCGAAAAGAAGUUAAGAUCUUGAAGGGACUCAACCUGAAGGUGCAGAGUGGCCAGACGGUGGCCCUGGUUGGCAACAGUGGCUGUGGGAAAAGCACGACAGUCCAGCUGAUCCAGAGGCUCUAUGAUCCCACAGAGGGCGUGGUCAGUAUCGAUGGACAGGACAUUAGGAGCAUAAACGUGAGGUAUCUGCGGGAAAUCAUUGGUGUGGUGAGUCAGGAACCCGUGUUGUUUGCCACCACAAUAGCUGAAAACAUUCGCUAUGGUCGUGAAAAUGUCACCAUGGAUGAGAUUGAGAGAGCUGUUAAGGAAGCCAAUGCCUAUGACUUCAUCAUGGAGCUGCCUCAGAAAUUUGACACCUUGGUUGGAGAGAGGGGGACCCAGCUGAGUGGUGGACAGAAGCAGAGAAUUGCCAUAGCACGUGCCCUGUUUCGCAACCCUAAGAUCCUCUUGCUGGAUGAGGCUACGUCGGCCUUGGACACAGAAAGUGAAGCUGUGGUUCAGGUGGCUCUAGAUAAGGCCAGAGAAGGGCGGACCACCAUUGUGAUAGCGCAUCGGUUGUCUACAGUUCGUAAUGCUGAUGUCAUUGCUGGCUUUGAUGAUGGAGUCAUUGUGGAGAAAGGAAAUCAUGAUGAGCUUAUGAGAGAGAAAGGCAUUUACCACAAACUUGUUACAAUGCAGACAGAAGGAUAUAAAAGUGAAUUUGAAAAUGAAGUUUGUGAACCCAGAAGUGAAUUUGAUGCCUUGGAAACAUCCUCAAAGGAUCCAGAAUCUAGUCUAAGAAGAAGAUCAACUUGCCGGAGUAUCCGAGGACCACAAUGCCAGGACAGAAAACUUAGUAUAAAAGAUGCCCUGGAUGAAAAUGUUCCUUUUGUUUCCUUUUGGAGGAUUCUAAAGCUGAAUUUAAAAGAAUGGCCUUAUUUAGUAGUUGGUGUACUUUGUGCCACUAUAAAUGGAAGUAUGCAACCAGCAUUUGCAGUUAUAUUUUCAAAGAUUAUAACGGUUUUUGCAACAAAUGAUGAUUCUGAAAGGAAAAGACAGAAUAGUAACCUGUAUUCACUAAUGUUUCUAUUCAUUGGAAUUGUUUCUUUUAUUACAUUUUUCCUUCAGGGCUUCACAUUUGGCAAAGCUGGAGAAAUCCUCACCAGGCGGCUGCGGUACAUGGUUUUCAGAUCCAUGCUGAGACAGGAUGUGAGCUGGUUUGAUGACCCCAGAAACACAACUGGAGCAUUGACUACCAGGCUCGCCAAUGAUGCUGCUCAAGUGAAAGGGGCAAUGGGUUCCAGGCUUGCCUUACUUGCCCAGAAUUUAGCAAACCUUGGGACAGGAAUUAUUAUAUCCUUAAUCUACGGCUGGCAAUUAGCCCUUUUACUCUUAGCAAUUGUACCUAUAAUGGCAAUAGGAGGAAUUAUUCAGAUGAAAAUGUUAUCUGGACAAGCACUGAAAGAUAACCAGACUCUAGAAAGUUCAGGGCAGAUUGCUACUGAAGCAAUAGAAAAUUUCCGAACUGUGGUUUCUUUGACUCAAGAGCAAAAAUUUGAAAAGAUGUAUGCACAGAGUUUGCAGAUACCAUACAGAAAUGCUUUGAAGAAAGCACACAUCUUUGGAAUCACAUUCUCCUUCACUCAGGCCAUGAUGUACUUCUCCUGUGCUGCAUGUUUCCGAUUUGGUGCCUACUUGGUGGCACGUGAAGUGAUGGAAUUUGAAGAUGUUCUGUUGGUCUUUUCUGCUAUUGUCUUUGGUGCCAUGGCAGUUGGCCCAGCCAGUUCAUUUGCUCCCGACUAUGCGAGAGCUAAAGUGUCUGCAUCCCAUGUCAUCAUGCUCAUUGAAAAAGUCCCUGAGAUCGACAGCUACAGCACAGAAGGACUAAAGCCAAAUAUAAUGGAAGGAAAUGUGACUUUUAAUGAAGUGAAGUUCAACUAUUCCACCCGACCAGACAUCCCAGUGCUCCAGGGACUGAGUCUGCAGGUGAAGAAGGGCCAGACGCUGGCUCUGGUGGGCAGCAGUGGCUGUGGGAAGAGCACAGUGGUACAGCUCCUGGAGCGCUUCUAUGACCCACUGGCUGGCACAGUGCUUCUGGAUGGCAGGGAAAUAAAGCAACUGAAUGUGCAGUGGCUCCGAGCACACCUGGGCAUUGUGUCGCAGGAGCCCAUCCUGUUUGACUGCAGCAUUGCUGAGAACAUCGCUUAUGGUGACAACAGCCGGAUUGUCUCGCAGGACGAGAUCAUAAGAGCAGCCAAGGAGGCCAACAUACACCAGUUCAUUGACUCACUACCUGAUAAAUACAACACUAGAGUUGGAGAUAAAGGAGCUCAGCUCUCUGGUGGUCAGAAACAGCGCAUCGCCAUAGCUCGAGCCCUAGUUAGACAGCCUCAUAUUUUGCUUUUGGAUGAAGCUACAUCAGCUCUAGAUACAGAGAGCGAAAAGGUUGUUCAGGAAGCUCUGGACAAAGCCAGAGAAGGCCGAACAUGCAUUGUGAUCGCUCACCGCCUGUCCACCAUCCAGAACGCAGACCUAAUCGUGGUGAUCCAGAAUGGCAAAGUCAAGGAAUGUGGCACCCACCAACAGCUGCUGGCACAGAAAGGCAUCUAUUUUACCAUGGUCAGUGUCCAGACUGGAGCAAAGCGCCAGUGAACUGUCACCAUGCAAGAUUACUUAUUUUUUUUAAUACUGAUGUUUAUGACAUUUAAUUGAUGUUAGGUGCUAGCACUUACUAGAUCUGGUAGUUAAUCCACUUAAUAUUUUCUCCCUCAAUUUAAGAUCAUUUCUCUAAUCUCAAAAUCUUCAAAAAUACUUGAAGUAACAGAAAUUGAAGCAUCAAUACCAAAAGAGGCCAUGAGAGUGGAAACAAUAUAAUUCGUAAGAGGAUUUAAAGACCAUCUUUCUAUAUAAAUGUGUAAUUUUACUUAUACUUUUUAACCAUCUGUUUUACUAAAAUACUUUAGAAAUGGCAAAAUUUACUGAAAUAUUUGCACAAAAGCACUUACAAUAAAACUGAACAGUCAUAUGAUUGGAGCUGUCUAUAAUAUAUAAAAAUAUUUUACUCAGGCUGGGAAUGUGACUCAGCAGUAGAGUGCUUGCCAAGCAUGCAUGAAGCCCUGUAUUAGAUUCCUC